AUGAGCAGGAUAUCGAAGCACCUCACUCUUGCUUGUGAAGCAGGUGCUGUAUAUCGGCUGCUCAAUCAAGGAGUGUCAAAGCUGGAGCUGCAGAUUCAAAAGGAAUUACUGGGAGCAGCUUCUGGCACUUCGAGCUCCACACCAGAUCCUAAGACCACGGCUCAAAUUCUGCAAGCAGUGCGGGCACGGAAGGACCAGCUCGGGGCUGUGAACGCCUCGACGGCUUUACAUCUCCUAGCGCAGAAUCCGGGUCCGACGACGGGUCUCUCGAGUACUGAAGCGGGUCUGCACAAGGAGGUCUGCUCAGAGCUCCUUGUGUCCACCGUUUCGGGUAACGCUCAACCCCGCGACCUUGCCAUCGCUGCGUGGGCAGCAGCAAAGAUGAAUCUCGGGGACGUGGCCUGCACAGAAUCUGCCCUGGAUGCCUUGAAGACUGCAAUCAUGGCCUCCAGAUCUCGCCUGGACGGACAGGACAUGGCAAACAUCGGCUGGGCCUUCGUAAGCAUGCAGCCCCAAGUGUCCAUGGAGCUUUUGGCAGCGCUUGCAGACGAGGCCACCAACAGAUUGCAUCAGUUUGAGUCAAAGCACAUGGUGGUACUGACUUGGGCACUUGCAAAAGCAAAAGUCCAUUCGGAGGACUUCUGUUGGUCUGCGGUAAGUGAGACGCAGAAGUCACGGGCAAGCAAGUGGAUGCCGCAAGAUAUCUCAAAUUUUCUGUGGGCAUUUGCUGUUCUCCGAUGUGAAGCGCAAGUACCACUGGAGAUAUUGGCAGCAAGAGCCGCGGAGCUUCACUGGAAGCAGUUUCGGCCGCAGGAGCUCUCCAUUUCCAUGUGGGCUGCGUACACUCUCGGAGUUCAGGGCAGGGGCCCUGCUGUGCGCGCUGUGAAGCGCAUGCUUCAGCAUGCUGCAAGAGAGAUUCGCAACGGGGGGGCUCAGGACUUCGAGCCACGCCACAUCAUGAAUGCGGCCUGGUCACUGGCACGGUGGCAACGGCACUGCCGCUUAUUUGGCUGGCCACAGGAAUUGAAGCCUUACGUGUGUCGACCGGCUUUGCGAGUGCUGCUGAACGUCGCCGCUGCGGAUCUCAGCAAGUUUGCAGCACGAGAGCUCAGCCGCCUAAUGUGGGCAGGUGCGAGUCAGUCUUGCUUGAGGCUGAGAGAAUUGGGACCGCCGCUGCUUCAGUACGUCGAGAGCACAGCGCAGUUGGCGAAGUUCGAUGUAGAUGACUUGGUCAGUCUGGUCACCUCAUUGGCAUGGAUGCUAGAGCGCUUGGUGUGGGAAGCGCCAUCGCGCCGGACGAAAUCAAAGGUGCCACAGCAACUCUCCAGAGUUCCUCGUGCGCCCAUGAGCGAUACAGCGAGGAGACCUGGCAAAAGCGGUACGGCAAGCAGAUAA
Symbiodinium pilosum is the source of this 1395-nucleotide messenger RNA. The record is from the annotation of a GenBank genome assembly. NCBI's taxonomy places the organism in Eukaryota, Dinophyceae, Suessiales, Symbiodiniaceae.